Molecule: messenger RNA, 3736 nt
Organism: Oncorhynchus tshawytscha (Chinook salmon)
Lineage: Eukaryota; Metazoa; Chordata; Actinopteri; Salmoniformes; Salmonidae
Product: synaptic vesicle glycoprotein 2B-like
Exons: 14
Coding region: 453-2540 (695 amino acids)
Biological process (GO): transmembrane transport; chemical synaptic transmission
Cellular component (GO): membrane
Molecular function (GO): transmembrane transporter activity
Source: RefSeq, a predicted model, not a curated record
GGUGUCAUGACGUUGGAGACUAAUCCCCUGGUCUGUAAAACAGCCGAUAGAUAAACUGAUAUGUUGAAUCUGCCUUUACAACUCUCUUUCCCUGGAUAUUGGAUCUCAAUUCUGGAUAUUUUUUUGAUUGACUUUCAUGCCAAGGGAAUGCCAAGUCUGGUCCAGCAUGAGGCCUUGCACAUCUGUUUACCAGGAGAGAGAGCCCUGUCACAAGAGAUAGAGUCCUUCCACCACAGCUACUGAGGCCUUAUCUAACACUGUAUCAGGACCAUUCUGCAGAGGAACCACCAUUAAUACCAACCUGACAGUUUCAGUUGUCUGGAGUAAAGGAUCAGAAGUCAUUGAGAGCAAGACAGAGUCCCUGCCAAGAAUUAUGCCAAUAUAGCCUCCUCAGUAUCUCCAGCAGACAACCACUCUAGAGGUGCUAACGUAGUUCCUCUCCAGCAGUAACCAUGGACGACCAUUGGCAGAACAAUGUGAACCAGCAGGGCACUGAGAUCCCCACCUACGGGGAGGGAGGCGGCCAGGAGUACCCCUACCAGGCUGACUUCCCCCAGCAGGAGGGUGGGGGGGACGAGGAUGCUAGGAGUGAUGCCACGGAAGGUCACGAUGAGGAUGCAGAGGCGAUGUACGAAGGAGAGUACCAGGGGAUCCCCCACCCUGACGAGAUCAAGGCGGCCCAGCGGGCGGCCAGGGCCGAGGCCAGGAAGAAGGCCAGGCUGGCAGCAGCGAUGCCGGAUGAGGAGGACCUGGCAGAACAGUACGAGAACAUCAUGGAGGACUGUGGGCACGGUCGUUUCCAGUGGACCCUGUUUAUCGUGCUGGGCAUGGCGCUGAUGGCGGAUGGCGUAGACGGAUUUGUGGUGGGCUUUGUGUUGCCUAGCGCCGAGAAGGACAUGUGCAUAUCCAACGCCAACAAGGGCAUGCUGGGUCUGUUGGUGUAUGUGUCGAUGAUGGUGGGGGCUUUCGUGUGGGGCAGCCUGGCGGAUAAGAUGGGCCGUAGGAAAUGUCUGAUCUACUGUCUGGCCAUCGACUGUGUCUUCAGCUUCCUGUCCUGCUUCGCUCAGGGAUACGGAUUCUUCCUCUUCUUCCGGUUCUGCUCCGGCUUCGGGAUCGGAGGGACUGUCCCCAUCGUGUACACCUACUUCGCAGAGUUCCUCCAGAUGGAUAAGAGAGGGGAGCACCUUAGCUGGCUGUGUAUGUUCUGGAUGUUCGGUGGACUCUACGCCUCCUUCACCGCCUGGGGAAUCAUCCCUCACUACGGCUGGGGCAUUAGCCUGGGGACACAGUACCAGAUCCACACCUGGAGAGUAUUCAUUCUGGUGUGUAUGUUUCCAGCCAUCAUUGCCCUCGUUGGACUGGUCUUCAUGCCAGAGAGUCCACGCUUCUUCCUGGAGAAUGGGAGACAUGACGAGGCCUGGAUGAUUCUGAGACAGGUCCAUGAUACCAACUGGAAGGCCAAGGGAGAACCUGAGAGGGUAUUCACUGUGAGUACCAACAUCACGACUCCUAAGACCCAGGAGGAUGAGUUCAUUGAGAUACAGAGUGACACUGGAACAUCCUUCCAGCGCUGGACUGUUAGACACAUCAACCUCCUCAAACAGGUGAUGCAGAACGUGAUGUCCCUGGCAGCACCAGACCUCAGACUGCAGGGUCUGUUCCUGGCUAUCGUCUGGUUCACCAUGGCCUUCAGCUACCACGGACUGUCGGUGUGGUUCCCUGACAUGAUCAAGUACAUGCAGUAUGAGGAGUACGAGUCCAAGGUGAAACUCUUCCAUCGAGAACGAGUGGAGCGAUUCCACUUCAACUUCUCCCUGGUCAACCAGAUCCACAAAGAGGGAGAAUAUGUCCAUGACAAGUUCAUGGAUAUAGAGAUCAAGUCUGUGAAGUUUGAAGAUUCCCUGUUUGAGAACUGUUACUUUGAGGACGUCAGGUCGACCAACACGUACUUUGAGAACUGCACCAUCAAGAACACGGUCUUCUAUAACACAGACCUUUGGGAAGACUCUAAGUUUAUAGACUGUCGGAUGGAAAAUGCCACGUUUCUCCAUCCGAAGAAAGGCUGCCAUCUGAACUUCCAGGAGGAGAACGACAUCGUCAUCUACAUGGUCAGCUUCCUGGGGAGUCUAGCGACACUGCCAGGCAACAUCCUGUCAGCCCUCUUCAUGGACAAGAUAGGAAGGAUCAAAAUUAUAGGUGGUUCUAUGCUGAUAUCAGCAGUUUGUACGUUCCUCCUGCUCCUCAGCUUCAGUCAGGGGGCAGUUAUAUUAUUUCAGUGCCUUUUCUACGCUACCAGCGUCGCGGCCUGGAACGGACUGGAGGUUAUCACAGUAGAAAUCUACCCUUCUGCUAAAAGAUGCACAGCGUUUGGAGUGCUGAACGGUACCUGUAAGCUGGCAGCCAUUAUUGGCAGCAUCAUCUUUGCCAAGUUCAUCGGCAUCACAAAGAUCAUCCCCAUUUUCCUGGCGUUCGCAGCGCUGGCCUGUGGAGGUCUGCUGGCCACCAAACUGCCCGACACACGGGAGAAGAUCCUGGAGUGAAAACAGCUAAACAUCUACAACAUCAAGGGUUGUAAAAUUCCUGUGACUUUCCACAGGUUCUCAAAACAUCUUGGUGGGAGGAUUCACAGACUUCCUGCUUAAACGUGGGAAUUUGGGGAAAGUUAGUGGAAUUUUGCAAACCUUUACAACGUCACGGCCAAAUAAAGAUGUCUGUACAUAUAGGUUGGUCCAGUUGGGAGAGAGACUUCCACAUGUGAAGUGAGUUGUGUGUGACAGAAUAGGGGAGGGGCUUUCUGUUCCCAUGGUGAUGUAUAGAAAGAACGGUACCCUCAUCAAGACAUGUCACCAUUUUACAUUGUUUGAUAUUGUGUUUUUCUUCUGUACACCUCAAAAUACCACCCAGGUAGAGCAGGACAUGUCACUCUGUAUUUGCUAUGUUUUAAAAUGUGUUUUAAAUGAUUUUAAAUGAAAGAAUACGAGAGAUGAGAAAUAUAUCUACUUGGAAGAUGACAGACAGUUUUACCAUGUUGUGCUUUGAUUUAAAACUAACUGUUCAGGAAAGGUAUUGGGUUGACAUUUGGGUUGGAAUUCAACGACGGCUAAGGUUUCAACGUAACGCUAUUGUACGAUUCAGAACCAAUUUUCCAUUGUCCUUGUUCCAUUCCAUUGUGUGAGCGUUCAUCUCGGGUAGUCAUGUGCUUGAUUUGUCCCAUUUCCUCUUUGCCCUUAAUUAACUUUCCAGCUGAACCACUGAAUGUGGUUCAGAAACCCCUCCAUUCUAUUCCACAACUCCCUUCUUUCCAAGGACUCCAUUUAUAUAUAUUCAUCCCUGUGUAUCGCUUAGCAUCUGGUCUUCAGCUCCUGUUGUAUCUAUUAACCAGGACCACAACCUCUUCUGCUGUACAGUGGAUGCAUCUGUUGACGUACCAAUAUGUUUGUUGUAUUGUUUGUGUUCAGUCUCUCCUUGUCCAGAAGAGCUGUGUUCUAGAUACUGAUUCUAUUAAAUCCUGUCUAGUCUGUGUUCAGUCUCUCCUUGUCCAGAAGAGCUGUGUUCUAGAUACUGAUUCUGUUAAACCCUGUCUAGUCUGUGUUCAGUCUCUCCUUUUCCAGUAGAGCUGUGUUCUAGAUACUGAUUCUGUUAAACCCUGUCUAGUCUGUGUUCAGUCUCUCCUUGUCCAGAAGAGCUGUGUUCUAGAUACUGAUUCUGUUAAACCCUGUCUAGUCUGUGUUCAGUC